AUGCCUGAAUCCAACCACCGAUUGUACGUUAAGGGAAAGCACCUUUCAUACCAGAGGGGCAAGCGCAACACCAACCCUAACACUUCCCUCAUCAAGAUCGAGGGCGCCGACAAUCAGAAGGAUGCCACUUUCUACUGUGGAAAGAAGGUAGCCUUUGUCUACAGGGCCUCGAAGGAAAUCCGUGGAACCAAGAUCAGAGUCAUCUGGGGCAAGGUCACCAGGCCACAUGGAAACAGCGGUGUUGUUCGCGCCAAGUUCCGCCACAAUCUCCCCCCCAAAUCCUUCGGUGCCUCCGUCCGUAUCAUGCUGUACCCUUCAAACAUCUAA
This is a messenger RNA of Morchella sextelata, 327 nucleotides long. RefSeq lists its product as uncharacterized. Gene Ontology annotation, molecular function: structural constituent of ribosome. NCBI's taxonomy places the organism in Eukaryota, Fungi, Ascomycota, Pezizomycetes, Pezizales, Morchellaceae. Gene Ontology annotation, biological process: ribosomal large subunit biogenesis; cytoplasmic translation. The transcript has 5 exons. The coding region runs from base 1 to 327 and encodes 108 amino acids. The record is from RefSeq and is a predicted model, not a curated record. Gene Ontology annotation, cellular component: cytosolic large ribosomal subunit; ribosome.